Messenger RNA from Hordeum vulgare subsp. vulgare (domesticated barley), 748 nucleotides. RefSeq names its product F-box/SPRY domain-containing protein 1-like. Bases 253 to 540 code for a protein of 95 amino acids. The transcript is spliced from 2 exons. Gene Ontology annotation, molecular function: protein binding. The record is from RefSeq and is a predicted model, not a curated record. NCBI's taxonomy places the organism in Eukaryota, Viridiplantae, Streptophyta, Magnoliopsida, Poales, Poaceae.
ACCUUCCCGACCGCGCACAUCAAUUUGCGCAUCCCCGUCAGAGUCGAACAAUUCCUAAGCACGCCUCCUGAUCUCCUCCGCCAUUUCGCUUGACACGGCGUCAUCGGUUUUAUCCACGAAUCACCUCCUCGUCUCGCCUAGGAUCCAAAGGCAAGGGACCAAUCACACGCGGAGAAGACGAGAGCUCCAGGAUUUCUUCUAGGAGCCAAUCCAAGAACUGGGCCUUCUUCUUCUUGGGACAACGGAUCGGCCAUGGCGCCGCCGCCUCCGCCACCAAACGAAGGGGACCUCGCCACGCCGGCCGCGCUGCGGGCGCCGGCGGACGUGAUCUCCCGGGUCUUCUCGCAGCUGGACUGCGUCGACCUCCUCAGCUGCUCCCUCGUCUGCAGGCAAUGGUGCCGCGAUUCUGCGGAGCUACGGGAAGAGUGGAGGAUGGAGUACAUGGAUGCGUGGAACCUGCAGGGCCUCAACGUCAAGUCCGAUACCCGAUCAACAUGCCCAACUUGCUCCAUCAGAAGCCUGCGAACCUGGUGCCCUUGACCUUCAAGGCUUCAACCAGGCAGGGCACCAGAGUUGCAUUGCCACAAGCAUAUUAUUCAGUGUCAGUGCUACCUGCACAAGACCAAUCUUUAUAUGUGUACAUGCCUGAUAAACUGUAUUGAAUUUACAGUGUGCAUUUGUACAGUUAUACAUACACUUUAUAUCAGGAAUUAAGAGUGUGGACUGCAAUUGUAGGAAUUUUCAUUCA